AUGGGACAUAUAACGGCACCACCGCCCAGCUCAUCGUACAUGGAAGAUCCAUUCGUGGAAGCGAUCGAUCUGAGUGAAACAACCGUAAAUCCUCCAAACACUCGUGUAGGGCCAGAAAAUUUUGAAUUGCUCAAAGUAUUAGGUAAAGGUGGUUAUGGUAAGGUCUUUCAAGUAAGGAAGACUAAUGGCAAAGAUAAGGGUAAGAUAUUUGCUAUGAAGGACACAGCCGCCUUUUAUCUUUCUGAAAUAGUCUGUUCAUUGGAGCAUCUUCAUCGACAGGGCAUUAUUUAUCGUGAUUUGAAACCAGAGAACAUUCUUCUCGAUAGCAGAGCACUAUGCUGUUUACUAGGAGGUACGAAUCCGUUCGGCUUCACUGACGAGGAACCACCGACAGCAGCCGGGGCAAUGGAUGAAGCAAUGGAUAUGACAACGACACCGAGGCAAAGUGAAUGUACGCCGGCUGCACCCGUACCACAGCAGCCACAACAACGCCAACCACAAUGGCAACGUGCUCAAGGUGGUGUGGUUCGUCCAUGA
Anisakis simplex (herring worm) is the source of this 537-nucleotide messenger RNA. Lineage: Eukaryota; Metazoa; Nematoda; Chromadorea; Rhabditida; Anisakidae. The record is from the annotation of a GenBank genome assembly.